This is a messenger RNA of Actinia tenebrosa (Australian red waratah sea anemone), 1394 nucleotides long. Its product is annotated as sperm microtubule associated protein 2-like. NCBI's taxonomy places the organism in Eukaryota, Metazoa, Cnidaria, Anthozoa, Actiniaria, Actiniidae. The record is from RefSeq and is a predicted model, not a curated record.
AAAUCUCCAUAGUAACCAACACAUUAUAGCAACUGACGACCGACUCAUGACCACAAACCACUAUUUGAUCGAAAAUCUUGUUGGAUUUUACGAGUGAAGAUUUUGAACCUAUACUUCUGGUUUCUUACCAAGGUUUCUGUACGAAAGACGAGGUGUUUUGAUGAAUAAACUAACACAAAAAUCAGAGUUGGGAGGAAGAUUAGGUUGAGCUCGGUAAGAUUCUCAAGAUUUGUAGAGAAUGCCGUCCAGAUUGAAAUGCCUCGCAAAACCGAAGAAAAAUUUUGCAGCCUGGGUGACAAGGCACAGCUCGAUGGAUUGGAGCAACCAGACAUUGAUGCGACCGAUUUCCAAAGCAGCAUUACACGCCAACCCAACACCACGCCUAGAACAACUCGCAACUCCCAAAAAGAACUUCCAGUUGGAGAAUCCAGAAUGUUGUCACAGGGAGCAGUUUGUUUACAGCUGUGGACGUGCAUCAGUCAUUUGGAAAACACCUCCACUUAGGCAGAAACAAAAAUAACAUCAAGCAAAACAUGUGCAAACAAUUUUCAAAUUUCAAAAUUUCAAGCAUUUAAGCAGACUAAAUAUGCUGCAAUUUUAGAUCAUUUGUUGGAUUUUGCUCUUUCUAGACAGUGUGUGCUACGGGAUAUGAUACUUGAAUGAAACUUGUUUCCUCUCCUCCUGGUAAUAUCGCGCAAAAAUCUUAAACUGCGUUGCGAAUGCUGCAAAAACUGCAGCCUGUAACGACAGCUUAACUUGAACAGUUAAAGAGAACAGAUAACAGUGUGUUGCUUCUUUUACAUGAAAUUAUUGAAUAUGACUAAACAAAUGAACUAAAUAUUAUUUAGCUUUAAUCUUUUCAAUUCAUUGUUAAAUAACAUAACACCUUCAUUGAUCCCUUUUUGGGCGUGUUUUUUUUCAUUCCAGAUCACGGGUCAUUCUCUUGAGUAAUAUUUUUUCCCUUGUAUAAAUUCUUGAAAAUAUACAAAGAAACUUGUUUUGAAAAGAUCUCAAAUAGGUAAACAUUAUACGGCCAAAGUGAAAGUAAAGGGUCUAUAGAAUCCCUACCCUGGAAUGAGAACCUGGAAAAGGAAUUUACUAUUAUUAAAAUUUCCAUCUACAAUAUACCCAUAAAUAAUAAAUCCUCUAGCUAAUAAUUCUUUUGUCACUCAUAAUAACUGUUUUCUUACAAUCUACUAUAGUACACCAAUCUUUUCUAUUGAUUUUUAUCGCAUAAAAAUUUACAACAAUAUUCAUGACGGUUUUGUAUGUAUAGUGCCAUUGAAACUGAACACGCCUUGUUUGACGCCCAACAAAACCUAUUUCGUCUCGAAUUGUACAAUUUUGCGCGUAUGCUUUGGGGAGUAUUAUAAAAAAUCAGAGGCAAAAUACAA